GUUAGGUCAGAAUUAUCUCAAUCUCCAGGUAGACCGAACGCAAGUAGGGAACAAAAAGCUAAUGCUAGACUCUCCCAUAUUCCUUUACUUAGAGAAGAAAGUCUGCGAUGUCAGGGAACAAAGUGGAAAGUGUGUGAUGUCAUGCGGGGGUGAGGGUGGGGGCAGAGAACUCCGAAAGAAUCUGCAGCCUAGGAAGUACCAGACCUUUUCUGUCUUAGCCCAACCACUACUUGCUGUGUCUCGGCCCCGGACCAGGGGAAUUAUCCGGCCAGUUUGGAGGAUAUAGUUUACUUCCAUACAUCUAUCGGCGUGUGUUUGGGGCAAGAUAGGAGGGAGAGGAGGGGAAGAGGAGAGGAGAUGGAGGGAAGCGGGCGUAGUCCACUGCCCGACCCACAUUUAACAGCAUGCUGAGAUGCAGUUCCUUUUACAAUCAGCGCCCUGCUGGCUUUCAUGUACUCAGACAUCCCGCUUUUGCCUGCGGAUGAAUCCUGAGAUGCAGCAGCACACAAGCGCAUAGCUAGACUGCAGCGAGCACCUCUACGGAGCUGGGUCGGUCUCACUUUCCCCUAAGCCUCGGCUCCCCAGGAACUUCAUUUCCCGUCAGGACCCGAGGCUCCGCGCACGCGCACUAGUGGCCUCAGCCAUGGCUACCGUGCUGUCCCGGGCGCUCAAGCUCCCAGGGAAGAAGAGCCCAGAUUUAGGAGAAUAUGAUCCCCUCACCCAGGCUGACAGUGAUGAAAGUGAAGAUGAUCUUGUUCUCAACUUGAAGCAGAAAAAUGGAGGUGUCAAAAAUGGAAAGAGCCCUCAGGGAGAAGGGCCAGACCCUGACUCAGAUGCAGAAGGAGGUGGGCCUGCCAAGCAACAUUUGUCUGAAGUCACCACGGAGGGCUAUCCCUCUACACCUCUUGGCAGUCUGGAGCAGAAGACAGCAUCUUCGCUUGUGUCUCAUGUGCGCACAUUGAUUUUCUUGCUGACUGUCCUGAUUUCAAUGAUUCUGGUGUUAGUAUGUGCCUUUCUGAUCCCUUGCCCUCCUAGGGAUCUGCAAAGCACAUGGAGCCGCCACUUGGGUCCAGAAGGAGGGGGGGACUUGUCUCCACUGGAGCUGGUUGAUGUCAAUGGUGAUGGGUUGCCUGAUGUCCUGCUUUCCUUCAUGAACCUAAGAAAUGGGAGUAUGAUAGGUGUCCCUAAGCAACAGGCCUCUCUUCUAGCUCUUUCAGGGGUAAAUGGUAGUACUCUUUGGACCAGCACUCUCUCAGAGGAGGCACAAAGUUUGCAGUGUUCUGGGCUGACUUCAGUAGACUCUGCAGAAGCCAUCUGUCUUGUGACUGGGAUAUCCAAGCUGCUCAGUGCACUCAAUGCCACUUCAGGCAAAACCAUUUGGACUCUAAACCCAAGCCAUUUGUUCAAUGGGACUUUGACCACCCCAGCUGUGGUGCUUCCAGAUUUGGAUGAUGAUGCAGUUAGAGAUCUCAUGGUUCUGACCACUGGGGUAUCAAAGGGAGAUCUCUGUUUCCUGCUAAUUUCAGGGAAGACAGGGAUUCCUAUGGGCCGGCCUGUGAAAUACAACAUCAUGAGAGAGGGGAAUCUAAUUGGUCCUCAGGUUUUCAUUACCACACACGGAGCAAUUUAUAUCCUGUUUGGCUUUGGUAAUGUUCAGGCUGUCGCUCUGAGGGAUAUUUUUGUCCAGGCCCAAAACCGGGACAGCUCACCGCCUUCUUUGCAACUAGAGGAACCAGAGUGGGAGAAGAGAAGAUCUAUUAAUAUGUCUGAGUUCAUCGAGGUUUAUAGUGAUGAUGUUGAAUUCCUUCAGAUGGUAAAAGCUCCAGACAGCAACUGCAGCAACCUUCUCAUCACAACCAGACAAGGUCUUGUCCUACUUCGGGGUCAAGACCUUGCACAUCAUUGGGUACUGAAUUUCCAAGGCCUGUACAGCCAACCUACUCCUGGAUAUUUCACAAAUGACCAGACCUUGGAUUUCCUCCUGGAGGCACAGUAUGGAGACGGAAUGAAAAAGGUGGUGGUGGUAGAUGGUAACUCAGGCACAAUCAUUUGGAAUUCCAGUUUCUCAUGUCACAUGAAAGAAUCAGCAGCUAUUUCAGUGAUGACAUCAGAUCAGAAAUCUGUUUUUCUCUUUUGGGCUGAAGGCGUAUCAGCAGAACCAUCCAAUUCAGAUCUCAACUCAGGAACUGAGCCACCUGGGCUCCACCAUCUUUACCUUCUGCAUCCAACAUUCCCCACAAUCCUUCUGGAUCUGGCAAAUUACACAGGCACGGUGAAUGCUUCAGCAAUUGGAAUUAAUGAUGUCUGGAAAGAUGCUUUCUAUGUUACAAGGAAAACAGGGCCAGGGUCUGAAAACCAUCCGAGACCUCUAGUUGUCAGCAAGGUGAACUUAAGGUGGGCCCUGAUGGAGAGCCAAGUGGUUCUGUUAAAGGAGACUACCCCAAAAAUUGGCCGGGGAGAACUAAGAAGAUUCCUUUCUAGGCUAAAGUUUAUUUCCCCUCAGAAGGUCUAGUCUGAAGUACCUCCGAUUUCAGAUGGGACUAAUGAGGAACCUCUCUUUAGGCUAGAAUCUUCUCAGUCAAAUCUAUAAAAGUCAGGUAUAUGGAGAGAACAAAAAUACUUCUUUCUCCACGUUGUCUUGCCACUUGUGUAUAACACAAAGCACUUUGGAGAGUAGGCUGUUACUUUUUCAUAACAAUUCCAUUUGUCCAGCAAUGGUAUGUUUAGCUUUCCUUCUUGACUUUCAUAUCAAGACCAUCCACAGGCUUUCUGUGGGUUGUUAAAAAAUGUGAAGAGAGAGAGAGAGAGAGAAAUAGAGAGAGAGAGAGAGAGAGAGAGAGAGAGAGAGAGAGAGAGAGAGAGAGAGAGAGAGAGAGAGACUGAAUAAUUUAUAAGCAAAUGCUGAAAAAUGAGAGAGAAGUAUUUAUAUAUAGGAAACAUUUUUUUGCUUUGCAUUACUCCAUGGGUUUUGAAGUAUGGCAUGUUUACUAGAUGUAUUUCAGACCCAUUUCCUUGCACAUGUGAAAGGGUCAUUUGGUCAUCUCCACUUCUUCAAAUUUCCUACCUCUUAUCGUAAGGCCACUAUUUUUUUUGACCCUUUACUUCCUCUUAAUCCAUGUCAACCUUGAACUAUGUCAUUUGUCAGUCAUUGGCACCAAUUUAAAACAAUAUGGGAAGACUGGCUAUUCUUAUCCCUUCCAUCUUUUAUUUCUAAUCUCCUAUUCAAGUGCCCAGAGGCUAUGAGAACAGCUACCUUCCCAUCACAAAUAUAUUAAGAGAAAUAAGUUCAAAUGAAUUGUCUCUGACAAUGCUCCAUAUUAUUUUGGUUUUCUCUGUAUUAGGGAUGUCCACUGUUUUUUCUGUGAUGUCAGAAGUAAGUGGGGCAUUCCCACUACUCAUAAGAACACUGAAAUAAUUGAGAUUCAUAUCCUUUUUCUCAUAUUACAUUAACAUUUCCAUAAUGAUUAGUAUAAUUCCCUCAUGAAACCUCCUUCCUACCACUUGUUCUUGCAUUCUCUAUUGUUGAAGAAUAGUUUUGCUUUGUUGUUCAGAAUUCUUAUGGGAAGGAAAACUAUUACUGUGCCCUUCCCUUUCAACCUAAAGCCCUGAUGUGUAGGUAAUCUGUCCCACUGACCAUAUUCCAUUCCUUUUAGAGCCAUGGAACAGCUUGUAUAUAUUUUGUGGUGUUUCUUUGUAAAUACUGUAACUUUGUAAAUAGCAAGUUCAUUGGCGUAGUUUCCAGUUUUUAGUGCUCUUCUAGUCUGUUCUUAAUAGAACCAGAUUCUAGCUAGCCCUUCUAAUAGGGGCUAUGUAUUGGUCUCAGCCUUUCAGUUGGUAAACCAUAGGAAAUCCCAGUCAGGAGUAGGUAGGAGGACUCUUCUUUCCUUUGAGCUAUAUUAUGAUUUGCCUUCACCGAAAACUUCAGUGGUUCUCCCUUGAUCUAUUUAUCUUAUGCUAAUCUCAGAUUUCACUGAUGCAUUGCUAAGUUUGAAAGGACAUGUGUGCUUUUAUCCAGUAAAAGUUAUAUAACAUGUUAUUAAAGAGUUAGGGUUAGUCACUGCCACUAUACAACAUGUGCUACUUGGAAUAUAGCCAAUCUAGGUAUAUUAGAUUUCCAAGCACUUGAUCCAUACCUGUGAAGACAGAAUCAGUUCCAGUGUUGAUUAUGUCUCAAUGCAAAUUGGGACAGAAGAAGGAAGAAAAAGUAUCCAGUUGGAUCUAGAAAUACCUUAGUAGGAUAAAAUGGUUCUGUAUCAUCUAGAUUUUAGAUCAGUUUUGAAGGCUCUGGUGGUCCUAGGUCUGCUUUGAUCAAGGAUCUUUCUCUGCUUUAAAUAGACCCAGUGGCUGGAGUGUGUCAUAAAGAUUAAUCUGAGUCAAAUUGAAUGUCAUGUUGAGGAAUUCCCUCUCCUACACCACUGAGAACUGAACAUUUCAUAUUUCCCUAGUAUCCCCAGGCUCUCUGACUGGCUACUCAUAUUUAGGCAGAGACAUAUGAGACAUUUGUUAUGGAAUAUGUGCUAUGGAGAUAAUUUUUAGCAGUCAUACUUCUUAUUUGGUUGUCACAGAAAUACAAAAUAUAAAAACUGGAAAGAAUGUUUCACCUGAAUUCCAGGUGAUGUGCCUGCUGAGCACCUUAAAUGUUCAAUUUUGGUUAUAUUUGACAUUGCUCUUUCUCUUUCUCAGCAAAGCAUGAGCUCUAGAUUCUCCUUGUAGAUCUUUGCCUUUUUUCUCUUCCCCAAACCACUUACUGGACAAUGAGUUGUGAUGGAAGGUUAAUAUCUGAACAGUUUGGUUACUAACCCCUGUUCAGUUGUAUCUAAACCUCCCUCUCUUCUCAGGGAACCAUUACCUGGAUGAAUGAACAUUAAUCUUGGUCAUAAGUGUUUUUUUCUUUUUUCUGCUCACAUUGGGUCCCCGAUAUAGCUGAAGCAACAAUACUAAAAGUAGUAAUAAUACCUUUUGCAUCUUACUGCAAAUGAAUCUGUCCCAUCUGUACUCUUUCUUGUCUUUGCAUCACACUUCAACCAAUUUACAAAGGAUCCUUCUUUAAUUUUGUUAUUCUAUAAUAUUGUUACAUCAAUUCCCAUAAAUGUGAACUGUUGUCUACAUCUUCUGUAUAAAAGAAACACCAGUCUAUGUAUUGUCAGAAAACUAUUUGAAAUAUGAAGAACAAAUAAAUACCAUGUAUAGAUUA
Monodelphis domestica (gray short-tailed opossum) is the source of this 5194-nucleotide messenger RNA. RefSeq names its product family with sequence similarity 234 member B (gene FAM234B). NCBI's taxonomy places the organism in Eukaryota, Metazoa, Chordata, Mammalia, Didelphimorphia, Didelphidae. The record is from RefSeq and is a predicted model, not a curated record.